Messenger RNA from Saccharomycopsis crataegensis, 3810 nucleotides. RefSeq lists its product as uncharacterized. The record is from RefSeq and is a predicted model, not a curated record. NCBI's taxonomy places the organism in Eukaryota, Fungi, Ascomycota, Saccharomycetes, Ascoideales, Saccharomycopsidaceae. Gene Ontology annotation, cellular component: cytoplasm; cytoskeleton. Gene Ontology annotation, biological process: peptidyl-serine phosphorylation; peptidyl-threonine phosphorylation. The transcript has a single exon. The coding region runs from base 1 to 3810 and encodes 1269 amino acids. Gene Ontology annotation, molecular function: ATP binding; protein serine/threonine kinase activity.
AUGAAUCAAGAUAUUGCAGCUCUUCCACCUAAACAUUAUCACCUUCAUCGCCAUCACCAUAAUGAUAAUAAUAACAAUAAUAAAGCAGAGAGGGACGGAGCUACUUCUCUUGAUAAAGCGAAGCAUGUCAGAAUUCCUUCUUAUUUGAGGGCAACUGUGUCAUCGAGUAACCGGGCAGAAACCACCAAACUUAGUAGAUCAAGAACUAACUUGCAGACAAACUUAAAAGGCUCUAACAGUACAAAGAAACUUUUAGACUCCAGAACACCCAAUAAUAAUAUCGGAAGGCUGAGAGAUUCCUCAAGAAAGGACAUUAAUAUCACGAUGCGAAAGCACGCAAAGCCUAAAUCAAGUGCCAGCUCUCUCAACUCCACCAAGACUAUUCAUAGUCAUGCACUAAAAUAUAAAGGCUCAUCUAGUAAACUCUCAACUUCUCAAGAUCAAGAAGAAGAAGAAGAAGAAGAAGAAGAAGACGAAGAAGAAGCCAUUCAAAAUAGUCUAAAAAGCUAUAGUACCCAUGAUUUGGAUAUCACAGAAUCUUUACGGAAGCAUAUUCCUUCAGAAUUUAUCAACGUCGAUGACUCAACAUUUCUGCUACCCAAAUCAUCAACUACCUCCAGUCUUCAUAGUCUAAUGACGAAGAAUGUAUCAUCUUCAAAUUCUAGCUCUAAACCGAAAGCAUUAUUAAAUGCCAAAAUAGCUAUAAAGAGGCUGCCUAUUGGACAGUAUAACAUUACACCCAAUAGAAAUGUAUUUAAUGAUCAUGAUGAUUCCAUUAACCCAAUUUCGCCGUCACGAAUUAGAGCCCCUCUGAUCGGUUUAAAGAAAAGCGAUAGCUCAAUUGGAAUGACCGCAAUGGAUAAGAAUGGUCAUUUGAAGCGAAGUCAAUUAGAUGGCGCAUCUCCUAGACAGCAAAAGUCAAAUCAUAAACCAUCUAACUCAAAGUUAGCAAAAAGUGCUUCUCUGUUUGAUGAAUAUAAGAAUCAGCGAAGAGCCAACAGCUUAGAAAAGCCAUUACUUCAAGCACCAAAAGUCAAUGUUCCCAACUCCGCGAAAAAAGCAAUUGGGUCUGUUACUCCUACUAGACAGCCUCGUGAUAUUGAUAUGAAGCCUAAAACCAUUUCACAUUCACAAUCUCUUUCAUAUCUUACACCAAAAUCGCAUCAAAAAAUUAAUAUUAGAAGAACUCCUGAGGAGGAAGAUACUUUUAUCAAACUAAAGAAAUCAAAGAUUCCACAAUUCGCUGACGAGGUAUCGUCAACACAAAUUGACUUGGACAUGGACAUGGACAUUAGUUUUUUAAAGGAGUAUUCAUUUGAUACUGGUGUUUCUAAUCUAUUUGAUGAUUUGAAUAUCGAUGGGUUGGGUGGUGCUAAUAUUCCUCUGUCAAUUCCGGAACAUUCCAGUCAAGAAAAACCUUUGUUACCCAAGCCUCCUAAAGUAUCACCAAAUAACACCGCACUUAAUUUUAAGAAUCAGACUGUCAUGGAUAAUGUGACUGCAUACUAUGAAGAUGGCGAAUCCGAAAUUACUUGUUUGAACCUUGGUAUGGAUAAAUUGAAAAAUUUGAAGUUAGAAAUUUCCAAUAUCGCCGGCGCUUCAAGUGAUUUACAGGAAACAAGGACCGCACCAGUGUCAAAUACCACAAAAAAUACCACUCAAACCGUGAAUAUCUCUCAAUUCACCAAUAGCAUGCAAAAAGAUGAAACAUUUGAAUCUCGGUCAUGCCUAAAUUUAGGCCUCGAUUCUCUGGCGCAUCAUUUUUUCGAAUCUAAAAAUAGUGGACACCACCACAGUACUGUUAUGAAGUCGAUAGAAAACCGAAAAAGCUCAAUUAUAAAAGAGCUGCAAAAAGUUGAUGCAAAAUCCAAGAACGGUAAUGAUUGGGCAUUAAAAAAAAGGAAAAAUGGAACCCUAAAUCAUUCAAAUAGACCAAAGAAUGCCUCAAUACCCAGUACAAAGAAGUCUUUGAAUGAUUCUAGACCUAUUCAGUUGAAGAAGAGUGCCACUUUAAAGCCUAAAAAUACGAAAUCUAUCUCUAAUAUUGCCAAAAAUAUUGGCACAAAUGACUCCGAUAGUAAGACCUCUACUAGUCCUAGAGGAGCAGGGAAAAGAAUGAUACAAAGCAUUCGACGUGGACGCUCCAAUCAUAGUCUGUUAUUGAAUAACAAAGAUGAAAAGAUUGGAUGUGCUAAAGAAUUAUUUUUUGCAUUGAAGAACUGCAGAGAUACAAAAGAUGUCAUUAAAGGUUGGUUGGAUAACCAUAUUAGCGAUUAUGAAGAAGAUCUACAGCAAUAUAAAGCACCUGUUGGCAUUAGUAAUGGAAUAAGAAAACUGACUUCCGUUACCUUGGAUAAUGUCGCGUCCCAUGGAUCGAAGAAUUCUGCUCACAAUCUACACCGUUCAGUUCUGUCUGUGAAUAACAAAAAAUUAGGUCUUAGUAGUAACGAUUUGGCUAAGACAAGGGAUAGAAGCUCUAAGGCAGAUGCGUGCGGACCAGUAUCUAAAGAGGCAAUAUCUUCAAAUGCUGGUAUUGCAGCUCAAGAUUUAAUCCAAAAUCAGCCUUUUCGACAUCGUUCACUCAAUGUAUAUGAGCGUGGUGAGUUGUCCCGCAAGGAUUUGGUUCAUUAUUUAAGACUCUCAGAUAAUGCUCAAAUUACGAUCCAAAUUUCAAACUUCAAGCAGAAUUUUGGUUUUGAUGAUAGUCAAAGGAAUUACAUUGCGUUAGUAGGGGACCAUGUAGACUAUCGCUACGAGAUCUUACAAGUUUUGGGAAGAGGCAGCUUUGGAAAUGUCUUGAGAUGCAAGGAUCAUAAAUCAGGGAAAAUAGUGGCAAUAAAAGUGAUCAAAAAUGAUAUGCAAUGGAGUUUGCAAGCCGUUUAUGAGAUUAAGGUACUAAAGAAUUUGAAUGAUGGUAUCACUGAUAAAGAGGACCAUGGAAUUUUGAAAUAUAUUGAUCAUUUCAAUUUCCGAAGUCAUAUGUGUAUUGUUACGGAGCUUUUAUCCGUUGAUUUAUUUCAAACCAUACAAGCUUCUCAAUUCCAAGGUAUGAGUGUUCCAUUAGUGAUGACUUGGACACAUCAAAUAUUUGAAGCUCUCAAAUUCAUACAUUCUCACAAUAUAAUUCAUUGUGAUCUUAAGCCAGAGAACAUUAUGUUGUAUAGGCCAGAUAGAUUGGAUAUCAAAUUAAUUGAUUUUGGGUCGGCUUGCUACGUCAACGAGACCAGUUACUCUUAUAUUCAGUCUCGUUACUAUCGUUCUCCGGAAGUGUUAUUGGGUGCGCGAUAUGCCACUGCUAUCGAUAUAUGGUCCGCUGGAUGCAUUGUUGGUGAGUUAGUUCGUGGAGAUCCUAUUUUUGCAGGUAAUAAUGAGAAAGAACAAUUGGCAAUGUGGAUUGAACUUCUUGGGGCUCCCAAGCGUCGCACGAUUGUCAAAUUGAGAGAGGAGUUAUUGAAGAAGGGCCCAAUUGACAAGCAGGAAGCGGCUGGUCCGCCAUAUACAUUGAUUGAAACGUCGUUUGAUAAGUUGGGACAGCUCCGUCUGGGAGCAUUGAUACCGAAUGGAAAGAAACGAUACGUCGCAAAUUCGAAAACCUUACAGGAAGUGAUUUUUUCUCACGGGAAGAGUAUCGGGAGAAGCAAAUUGGAAUUAUUAUUGGCACAAAUGAUACAAAGCUGCUUGAAUUGGGAUCCUUUUAAUAGAGUCAGCGCUCCUGAAGUGUUAGAAAGUGGACUAAUGAAGUAUUAUAAGGCAAAUAAAGAAAAGUUUGACGAAGUGGUAUAUCGUACCCGCAAUAAUAAUUUCCAAUAG